This is a messenger RNA of Anneissia japonica, 9849 nucleotides long. RefSeq names its product eIF-2-alpha kinase activator GCN1-like. The record is from RefSeq and is a predicted model, not a curated record. Bases 8 to 8080 code for a protein of 2690 amino acids. Gene Ontology annotation, biological process: regulation of translation; cellular response to amino acid starvation. Gene Ontology annotation, cellular component: cytosol. Gene Ontology annotation, molecular function: protein kinase regulator activity. NCBI's taxonomy places the organism in Eukaryota, Metazoa, Echinodermata, Crinoidea, Comatulida, Comatulidae. The transcript has 48 exons.
AGUGUGUAUGCGAAGAAGCGUUUACCUGUUUUUGCACAACAAGAUGGCGACUACGGGCUCGAGGGUUGCUGAAAUUACGAAAGAAUUUGCUUCGAAAGUAACAAUAUCCAGGCCUAAAGAAAGAAUAACGAUUUUGACCCAGCUGCUAGAAUGUGUGGUUGAGUCAGGAUUUCCAGAGAAUGGCAUUCGACCACUUUCAAGUUUGCUUGCUCAAACCAUCGACUGCUACCAUGAUGGUGCAUCUCGUAAAUCCGUACAAAAUCUCAUUCAAGUUCUUGGUAAACAGCACCCUCAGGCAACAUGUAAACACGUCGUUGUUGUUCUUAAAACUCUUGCCAACAGAAACAAGAGUCAUCAAGAUUCGAGAAGCAGUGGUGCGGUUGCCAUGGUUGCGUUAAAAUGGACGACCGUCCUCCUCGAGAUACUGAGCACCCAAAAGCAAUGUGAAGGUCAACAAAAUCAGUUGAUUUAUCUUCAAGCAGAGCUGAUUUACGUAGUGUUAGCGUCUGGUAAGAAAUCCAUAAUCAAUUCAGCAUACAGAAAACUAACAACUUUGUGGAAGAAGAUUCCUGGACUUGUAGAAAUCUGUGUCAAAGUUCUAACCAGCGGUGAUGCCAAUGUGUACUCUGUUUGUCUACUUAGCCAGUUGCUGAGAUAUUUAACCUCUAUGAAACAGAUCGACCGUGUCAUUGACCUUAAGAAAAGCUUCAUUGACUUGUACAUCAAGGCUGUGUUAACAAGCAAAGUCAAACCAAAUGUACAUGUCUUGGAAACUUGUAAGUGGUUGCUAGAACAUGUAACCCAUGAUGAGUUCAAAGAAAUGUUCUUGCCCGCAUCUGAGAGGGCGUUGUUGCGGAGUCCAGAGAAUUCAUUAGAAGCAAUUACAUACUUGUUGUGUGGCGUGUCCUUGGAUUUGAGCCGCUAUGCCUCUGAUCUAGGCAAGAGCGUUGCCGGCCAGCUACAUAGCAAAGAUGAUGCACUGCGUGACCUAGCCGGGCAAGCUGCAAAGAACCUAGCUGUACAGUGCAGUGAUCCUGGUGCCAUCGAAGAUUUACUGAAACAAUUCUUUGCUGUCUUGAAUGGUUCAUCUGGCAAGCUGACGAUGGUGACACAGAGACUUGGUGUGUUGACAGGGGUUGGCAACCUCAGCUAUAACACAGUUGGGAGUGGAAACUCAAUGCAUAACCUGGCAACCACAGCACUUGAAUUAUUCAUUCCAUAUAUGCAGGUUGAAGUGCAUGAGGGCACACUUGUACAUGCUUUACAAAUGAUGUCGCUCUGGUGUAAGAGAUUCCACAAUGAAGUGCCUAAGAAGGUCAUAAAGUGGAUGAAGGAAGCUCUCGCAUUAAAAACAUCCACUGUGCUGGUGCGACAAGGCUACAUCCAGUGUAUGCUGGCAGCAUUUCAUGGCAAUACACUCCAACAGGCCAUUCAGGUCUUGCCUGUGUUACUUCAAUCAUUAGAAAAAGCCAUUUCCCAAUCGAGUCAGGUUCCAAUGGUGACGGAGGGUGCUCAUUCGGUUGCUCUCCUCCUUAAGCUUCAUCAAGUGGAACUAGAAGCGGAAUCAAAACUUGAUCUGGUAUGGAAGGUGUUGACGGAUCAUAAGAAGCACCUGUUUACAUCAGAAAAGUUCCUAUUGGGGGCGCCAGACGAAGGUAUCGAGUCACUUCUUGUGAUCAUUGAGCAUCUUUUUUUGAACCACUUUUCCAAGUUAACUGACGCCAUUGCAAGUUCCUACUACCAUGCCUUGGUAAUCGCCUUGGUACACAAGUUCUGGAAAUUGCGGAGAUCAGCUCAACAAGUCACCAAGAAGAUUCUAUACAGCCUAGGUGGUGUUAAGUGUGUGAAGGCAUUACUCUCAGAAUUUGACAAGAUUUUGGCACAUCAAAAGGUACCUGACCCAGAUAGAGAAGAGACAGAAGGAGCCUAUCCUUGGGACAUACGGCCACAGGUGUUGGCUACUGCCCUAGAGUGUAUCAUCCUCAGUAAUGGCGCUAGCGAUAACGACGAUGAAAAUACCAAUAUUAUGCUGGCGUCACUCUUGACGGUCCAUCAUCCAUGUAUUGUGUAUGCCAAGCCCAUGCUAUGGUCCAGCUUCCUUGCAAAGUUCCAACUGCAGCCAGAGACAUUUGUCAGUGAUAAUGUUGACAAGAUAUUUGAAAUUAUUAUUGAAAGUGUUUCAAAAGAAUCUUCAUUGGAAGCAUUGAGAACAUUAUCGAGCAUUGCCCCCAAAACAACAUUUGCAAAGGUCGUCAGUCAGGUCAACAGUUGCCUUAACAACCCGUCCAUGUUGAAUGUCACGUUUGAGGAGUUUGAAAUCAUGAGAACGCCAGAAGGAGAGUUGUACAACAAGGCGGCCUUGGAAAGUGUUGCCCAAUCAGAAGUGUUGAACAAAGCUAAUAUGAAAAGGGAAAGCAAAUUGUACUCAUUUGAAGAUCAACUAGCAGAACUUGAGAUACGUGAGGAGAUUGCCAGGAAAAAAGCAGCCCAAGGAAUUAAAGAAGAAAGGAAGCUAAGCAAGAAAGAACAAGAAGUACUUACCAUCAAUCUACAAAAGGAAAAGGUCAUCCGUGAUAGGCUGAAAGUAUGUGAUUCUGAGCUUGUUUGUGUCUCCCGAUUGAUGAGUGCCUGUGUUGAUGGCAACUCUGAUGGAUUUAGACAACACAUUCCUGCCAUUCUGGGCAACCUUCUCAAUUUGAUGCCGUCACCGCUUGCAGCACCCCAUGCAGUAGAUAUAUUUUUGAUGUUGAAGAAAUGUGCUUUUCCUCCCUCGCAAAGUUUCAUAGCAAAUACUAUUGCCUUCUGCACUUUACGGCUCUACACACCAUCAUGUCGACUGCCGAAGGAAUGGUGUGAAGAGGAUCUCGUUGCUAUGACAACCCGAUCUGUAAAUUCCUUGCACAAAAGCACCAUCCAGCAAGAGAGGAAAAUCCAAUACGAUGAAGAAGAUGAUGAAGAAUUUGAGGAAGCGCCGUUGGAAGACACGAAACCACUGUCGGCACCGUCCUUCGCUUUCUGUUUUCCUCUGUUGAACAAAGUACUGCGUGCAGGUGGCGUAGCUGUGAACGGCAGUUUGUCUGUGAUGGACCAGGCUAUUGAAAUCAUCACGGUGCACGCUCAGUUAAGAGAAAGCCUCGACAAUGAUGGCUGGAGAAUUGAUGAGCUUGGUCCCGAGUUACUCCCACGUGCUGCCAUGCUAAACCUUCUGGUCCACCUGCUUGGAGUCAGUGCGGCAAUGCACCAGGAAGCAGCGGGAAAGGCCUUGCUGGAGGUCUCAAAGUGUGCUAGUGGGGAUGAAGGCUGCACACUGGCCGAACAAGAAGAGAUUGAUGUGCUUCUGUUAGCACUCCAAGCCCCAAACAGAGGGAUACGAGAAGCAGCCCUACAGGGUUUGCAAGCGCUUGUGACUGUACUACCAACUGUUGACACUGACACCUACAAUGGUCUGAGAGUAGUCCAACGGGUGUGUGUAGCUAAGCUGGAUGUUGAUGAACAUAUCAAGAAAAUUGCGGAAAGUUUAUGGGAAAGUGCUGAUCUUCAAGUGCAUCGUGACCUCUGUCAAUUGUUGCUGGAGGAUGUCAUUCAUCAUGAAGAGGUAAUCAGGAGUGCUGCAUCAGAGGCAUUGGAAAAUGUCUUGAAUGAAUUCCCAGAUCAAGUUGAUGGUGUCCUUAAGAAACUCUUUGAGAUUUAUGAAGACAAAUUAAGAACUGUUCCGCCUGUAUUUGAUAAUCUGGGACGAGUUGUAAAAGAAGCUCCCCCAGAUGAAUACACAGCCCGGUGUGGCAUCGCCCUCGCCCUCGGCAAAAUUUCACCUCACUACGGGAAAGACUCGAUCCCUCUACUGUUUGAAUUCUUCGUUCCUGGUGGACUAGGUGAUCGAAACGAAGAUGUCCAAAAGCAUAUGUUAAAAGCAGCACUGGCUAUCAUGGAGAUCCAUGGCAAGGAUAAUGUGUCCGUCCUGCUACCAGUCUUCCAAAAGUUCCUGGAUGAAGCCCCAAAUUCGUCCAAAUACGAUGCAAUCCGCCAUAGCGUUGUUAUCCUAAUGGGAUCACUGGCAAGACAUCUUGACAAAUCUGACGACAGAGUGAAACCGAUCGUCAGCAAAUUAAUUGAAGCAUUAUCAACGCCGUCUCAGCAGGUACAAGAAGCAGUAGCAAACUGUUUACCACCUCUCAUUCCUGCAAUCAAGAAUGAUGCCCCAGCUCUCAUCCAGAGCCUCUUGGCCCUACUACUAGAGUCCAAAAAUUAUGCCGAGAGGAAGGGGGCAGCUUACGGCCUAGCAGGGAUUGUGAAGGGGCUUGGAAUUUUAUCAUUGAAGCAGCAGAAAAUCAUGUCAACACUAGAAGAUGCUAUACAAGAUAAGAAGAAUCCUGAAAGAAGGGAAGGGGCUUUGUUUGCAUUUGAGAUGUUAUGUAAUAUGUUAGGCCGUCUGUUUGAACCGUAUGUAGUCCACGUUCUGCCUCAUCUUCUACUCUGCUUUGGAGAUGGUAACCAAUAUGUCAGACAAGCUACUGAUGACACGGCUAAGGCUGUGAUGAGCAAGCUUAGUGCUCACGGUGUUAAGCUCAUCCUACCGUCGUUACUCAAAGCUCUUGAGGAAGAUUCCUGGAGGACCAAAAUCGGUUCUGUUGAACUUCUUGGUGCUAUGGCUUUCUGCGCCCCUAAGCAGUUAUCCUCAUGUCUACCAAGCAUCGUCCCAAAAUUAAUGGAGGUCUUAACUGAUUCCCAUGUCAAAGUUCAAAAAGCAGGGGCCCAGGCUCUGAAGCAGAUUGGCUCUGUCAUCAGGAACCCAGAAAUCCAGCAAAUUGUGCCAAUUUUACUAGCAGCUUUAUCAGAACCUUCAAAGAAAACAUCAAAAUGUUUGAAAGCAUUAUUAGAAACCAAAUUUGUGCAUUUUAUCGAUGCUCCAUCCCUUGCACUCAUCAUGCCCGUUGUAGCCAGGUCAUUCCAAGAUCGUUCAACCGAAACGAAAAAGAUGGCAGCUCAGAUUAUUGGCAACAUGUACUCACUCACUGAUCAGAAGGACCUUGCUCCAUAUUUGCCAUCAGUAGAACCAGGGCUGAAGGCCUCCUUGCUUGACCCUGUGCCUGAGGUGCGUAAGGUGUCAGCUAGAGCGCUUGGUGCCAUGGUGAAGGGAAUGGGUGAGGCUAGCUUCAACUCAUUGAUGCCAUGGUUAAUGGAGAAACUGACAUCAGAACAGAACUCUGUGGACAGGUCUGGGGCAGCUCAGGGUAUGAGUGAAGUGAUAGCUGGUCUUGGGAUCUCAAAACUAGACAAACAUAUGCCAGACAUUAUUAAGACUGCAUCAGCUGCAGACAUCCCACCCCACGUGAAGGAUGGAUACAUGAUGAUGUUCAUUUACCUACCGGGUACAUUUGGUGAUAAAUUCCUGCCAUAUAUCGGUAGCAUCAUUAUUCCAAUUUUGAAGGCUUUAGCUGAUGAAUGUGAGUAUGUACGUGACACAGCAUUACGUGCUGGACAGCGUAUCAUCAACUUAUACGCUGAUACUGCUGUGACCGUAUUCCUACCAGAGCUGGAACGAGGUCUAUUUGAUGAGAAUUGGCGUAUCCGUCUUAGCUCCAUCCAACUGCUUGGCGAUUUAUUGUACAAAAUUUCCGGAGUAACUGGCAAGAUGACGACAGUUGGAUCAGAGGAUGACAACUUUGGAACAGAGCGAUCAACUAAGGCGAUAAAAAGGGUGCUGGGAGAAGAGCGUCGUAACCAUGUGCUUGCUGGACUCUAUAUGGGUCGGUCUGACACAGCCGUGCUGGUUCGUCAAUCUGCGCUACAUGUAUGGAAGGUCGUCGUGCACAAUACGGCUAGAACGUUGAAAGAAGUAUUACCAACGCUAUUCUCGUUGCUUAUAGGAUGUCUUGCUAGCACCAGCUACGAUAAGAGACAGGUUGCGGCAAGGACACUGGGUGAUCUAGUACGUAAGCUAGGCGACCGCGUGCUACCCGAGAUCAUUCCAAUCCUAGAGGAAGGUCUCAAGUCCGGCGAUGCUGAUAAACGUCAAGGGGUAUGUGUCGGCCUUAGUGAAAUCAUGGUCUCAACGAGUAAAGAUCAGGUUCUGUCAUAUGUUGAUAAUCUUGUGCCCACGGUAAAGACUGCCCUCUUUGACCCAUUGCCGGAAGUCCGUCAAGCUGCUGCCAGGACGUUUGAUCAUCUACAUAGUACUAUCGGAAAUCGCGCUUUAGACGAUAUUCUGCCUCCGCUACUUGAUCAACUAGAUAACGAAGAGACCGGUGCAUACGCUCUGGAUGGACUGAAGAACGUGAUGGCGGUUAAGAGCCGCGUGGUCCUGCCAUUCCUCGUCCCUAAGCUGGUACAGCCUCCUGUUAAUACUAAAGCAUUGUCCAUUCUCUCGGUGGUUGCCGGCGAAAGUCUGAGUAGGUUCCUGACACGUAUCCUACCAGCUAUUUUAUCCGCCCUCAAACAAAAGAUGGGCACGGAAGAGGAACAGCAGGAGCUGGCAUACUGCCAAGCUGUUGUACUAUCAGUGGUUGACGAGAACGGGCAGGUUGUCGUCCUUACCGAGCUUCUGCAGGCCACAAAACAUGAGGAUUCCGGAAUACGCUGGUCAGCGGUCGUCCUCCUCGAGGUCAUUUGCAGCAAGGGCAAAAUGGACUUAACUGAAUUCAUACCUCAGUUGAUGCGGGACCUCAUCAAACUGUUUAAAGAUAAAGAUCAGGCCGUUUUGGAAAGCAGCUGGAAUGCCCUCAAUGCUGUUGUUAAGACUUUGAAUCCCACCGAGCAAUUACAACAUAUUGGUAAUUUACGCCAAGCGAUCAGGUAUGCCACAGAUGACAUAAAGGGUCAGGACUUGCCUGGAUUCUGUUUACCCGGCAAGGGAAUUACACCUGUGUUACCUAUAUUUAGAGAAGGUAUCUUAAAUGGACCUCAAGAAGCAAAGGAAAUAGCAGCUAGCGGUCUGAGUGAUGUGAUUCGCUUCACAAGCGUUACCGCCCUCAAGCCUCAAGUACUUAAUAUCACAGGUCCUCUGAUCAGGAUUCUCGGUGAUAGGUUUGUGUGGAACGUGAAAGUUGCGGUGCUUGAUACGUUGGCCCUACUACUUGGGAAGGUCGGUAUGAUGCUGAAACCAUUCCUACCCCAACUUCAAACAACGUUCCUAAGGGCAUUGAAUGAUCCAAAUCGUGCUGUACGUCUGAAAGCAGGUUCCGCUUUGGGAAAACUAGUUGUAAUCCACACAAGAGUGGACCCUCUGUUCACUGAACUUCACAAUGGAAUAAAGAAUAGUGAAAACGAUAUUGCAAUAAGGGUAACCAUGCUUCAUGCACUUCGUGGUGUAAUUACUAACGCAGGUAAAAAGGCAGGGGAACCAAUUAGGAAACUUAUUACCGAAACUGUGCUGGAAUUGCUGUCAAGUAAAGAGGACGUAUGUUGCAUGACAGCUGCUGGCUGUGUUGGAGCCCUGUGUCGUGUGGUAUCAGAUGAACAGGUCAAGAAAAUAUUAUGCAGUCACCUUCUAGAUGUUAGCAGUGACUGGAUUCUACAGCAUGGCCGUAGCGUUGCCUUAUCAAUAGCAAUCAAAGAAGCCCCAGACAGGAUUCUAACCGAUGAACACCAACCAAAAAUUAUUCAAAUUCUUACAUCCAAUGCAACAAAUGACCGGAUUCCAAUAUGUACAAGUGGUAUACGAGGUCUGGGAUUUACCCUUCAGCAUCUCGUCUCUAAUGGAAUGAAUGUUCCACAAGGGAUUGUCACAUCGUUCACAAAGAGUUUGAAUCACAGUUCAAAUGACAUGAAGAUGACGGCGGCUCAGAUGAUAUCAUACAUCGCAAACGAGACAGACCACCCGCUUGAUAUCAGCAUAAUUAAGCCGCUGGUGUUGGUCCUUGUCAGCAACACAAAGGAUAAGAACACAGCGGUCCAGGCCGACAGCGAGAUAGCACUGGUCUCGCUCCUCAGGCUCAGGCUGGGAGAUGAGACUUACCAAAUUGUAUCCAGAGCAUUAGAUUCAAUUCCAUCUGGAAAACUGGAAGAUUGCAUGCGGCAAUUACGAAAGGUUGCUAAGCAACCACCUCCUAAGGAUGAAGUGGAUAAUACAGUAUUACAUUGAUGCCAUCUUCUCUCGAAUGUUUUAAAUAUCUCUUAACCUGAUUAUAAUCAUCAGUCAUGUGAUUAAGUCUGUACAACAUGUUUCCUCAAUCUAUCAAUAUUUUUGUGCACAGUUUGUUCGCAUGUAACUGUUUAUAAAAAAACAUUUCAAAAAAUAUGUUUAAUGGCCAAUCGAUGAAGAUUAUUCCUGCAGGCAUUAAUUUUUUAUUUUGUAACGCAGGUUUUGGAUUAUGGUAAAUAUUGAUAUUAUUACAGCUGUAUUUCUCAAGGUCAGAUUCUUAUUAUGAUUUCGAACAUGUGUUUAUUAACGAUUCCAAGUCCCAUGCCUCUCGCUCAACGAUGCAGUCGGAUUAAGAUAUCUGUUAGUGGUAUAAUAAAGCAGAACUCUUGAGUGGAUCAUUGCGCAUGCGUUAAGUGAGGCCAAGUGCCUUAUCGCAGCCAAUCAUAGAGUGAAUCAUUCUGGAUGUUUGUAUUUUUUCCUGAAGUGGGUCUCUGGACAUCAUCCAAGUAAAAGGAAUAAAUUGCUUAUGCCAUAAAUAUGAAUGUUAAUAAAUAAGGCAUAUAAUCAACAUAAAUUAAUAUUUGGAGAAAAAUAUAUUAUAAUUAUAUGGUAGAAAAUUUCAAAAAUUGUCAUAAUAUAAAAAGAUAGAAAGGUAUAAGAAAAAUGAAUAAAUUUGCAUAACAUUAACUAUUUUGAAGGUUGCUGAACAGUAGAGGCUCACAUCUUUUCUACUGUAAAAGUACAACACAAGCAUCAUUAAAUCAUUUUGACCCCUCCCCUAGGUUAAAGGAGGUAAAAAAAUUAGAAAUUUCUUUUUAAAUCUCAAAUUAUGGUGUCUCACUUAACCCCUAUUUAGUUUGAAGGUAUGCAGCAUAGCGUUACAGAUUUUGGUUUCAAAUCCAGGAAUCUAGGUCAGAAUCCUGUAUUUGUCACAGUUUGCGUUUUCUAAAUUGAUUUUUAAAUCAGUCUCUGAGAAAGCUUUCCUAAAAAACCAUUUACAGUACUAUGGGGAGUACAAGUAUAUGACAUAAUAAUCAGGCUUUUUGUCUCUUAUCAAAAAUCUAGGUUCAAAUCUUACACUGAUCUGUAUGACUUUUGUGGUAAUGAUAGUCUACAGUUCCAGGAUCCAUGGUCUUAUCUAAAAUUAGACACAUGGUGGGUGGGAGGGGCUCUGUUGUGCGAUGGGAAAGUGAAGGAGUGCCAGCCGCUGUAUUGAGAGCUUAUUUUUAUUAUUUUUUUUAUUAUCAGAUUUGUAUUGGGCCACAAAAUUUUUUCGGGGAAUGAUCCCCAUCCCACUUUUCCAUAGAUACACUACUGCUGAUUAUGGGUUGAAAUCCUAAGCCGGUAGCAAUUUUAUCACGCUCUUUGUGGCGUUGGCCAAGGCACGCUCUCGUCUCCCUUCACGCUACAGCAUAAAUUGGUACUUGGUAGAAAGCUGGUGUUAUAAAUAUAUGCUGAGUUAUUCUGCAUGGUUUUGAAUACUUACCUGGGAAUGGAGCAGAUUCUGUUAAGAGAAGUAAUAUGAAAUAUUUAAAUUGUUUUGAAAAUAACAUCGCUGUUAUUGACUGUUAAGUGGCACGCAAUAGGACAACUGUUUUGCUAGAGAGAAAUCUUCUGUUUAGUUUCUGUUUUUAUUAGGUAUUUUAAAAUUAAGAUAUUGUACCUUCAUGGUAAGAUACGUAAGCAAUCUUUGUGUUAAAAUGUUAUUAUGUUAUUGAUUGUUUUAAAUUGGAAUUCUAUUAAAAUGCACAUGCUGUAGCCUGUAAAAA